This is a messenger RNA of Sardina pilchardus (European sardine), 1957 nucleotides long. It is a transcript of the gene myadma, whose product is annotated as myeloid associated differentiation marker a. The record is from RefSeq and is a predicted model, not a curated record. The transcript has 2 exons. Lineage: Eukaryota; Metazoa; Chordata; Actinopteri; Clupeiformes; Clupeidae. The coding region runs from base 405 to 1283 and encodes 292 amino acids. Gene Ontology annotation, cellular component: membrane.
GGACGUGUCUGGUCUAAGGAAGAAGAAAAUUCCCCCUGCCCCUCCGAUGCAACAAGCGUGUUCGCGCUGUGAGAAAGUAAGGAGAUAUACAACUAAUCCAGCUGUUACGAAAAGGUCCUCUUGAAACGUCUGGCACAGAGACUCAACCCAGCAUCUUCCAUGACCCUAUAGAGACAUUCGCCAUGUGUUUUUCCACCCAUCUAUGCUAAAGGGCCCACCAUUUCUCUGCAUCAGACUUAAAGCGCAUACCACUGGACUACCACUCUUUUUCACACUCAGGUUUUGCUUUUGAGAGCGUGAGAAAAGGACAACCCAAGGGGAUACUGUACAACACAGCGUCACAAAGUAACCAGGCGCUCAGAUAAUCCUCCAUCCGCCGCCUGCGUGGAUCUCUAACUCCCAUCAUGCCUUUCGUGGUCCCGCAGACGUCGCGCCUGCUGUGGGUGCGCACGGCGGCGCUCCUGUGCACCUGCGUGACCUUCAGCGUGGCGGCGCACGGCGGCUCGCUGGGCAGCUCGGGCGACCUCUUCAUGUUCUGCUGGUGCUUCAGCUUCGCCGGCACGCUGCUCGUGCUCCUGGUGGAGCUGCUGGGCCUGCAGGCGCGCGCGCCCGUCUCCUGGACCAACUUCCCCAUCGCCUUCGCCGCCUACGCCUCGCUGCUGUGCCUCUCCGCCUCCGUGGGCUUCCCGCUCGCCCUCCUCAAGGGCUACGCGCGGCAGGACGAGGUGCGCGACCACCGCAUCGCCGCCACCGUCUUCUCCUGCCUGGCCACGGUGGCGUACGUCGUGGAGGUGAGCCUGACGCGCGCGCGCCCCGGCGAGGUCGCCGGCUACAUGGCCACCACGCCGGGCCUGCUGAAGGUGUGCGAGACCUUCGUGGCGUGCGUCAUCUUCGUGUUCGUCAGCGAGCCGGUGUCGUACGACCGCUACCCGGCGCUCAAGUGGUGCCUGGCCGUCUACUGCAUCUGCUUCGUGCUGUCGGCCGCCGUGGUGAUCCUCUGCGUGGGCGAGUGCACCGGCUGCCUCCCGUUCCCCUUCUCCCGCUUCCUGUCCGCCUACUCCUUCCUGGCCGUGGCCAUGUACCUCACCGCCACCAUCCUCUGGCCCGUCUUCCAGUUCGACAGCCGCUACGGCAACAACGCGCGGCGGCCCGACUACUGCAAGGGCGUCGGCAUGUGCGGGUGGGAUAAGUUGGUGGGCGUGGCGGUGCUCACCGCGCUCAACCUGCUGAUUUACCUGGCGGACCUGGCCUACUCGGCCCGCCUGGUGUUUGUCACCGGGUGAGGAGGGAGGAAGAGGGGGGGGGGGGAAGAGACGAAGAGGAGAUGAAAGCCAGAUUAGUUUUGUGUUUUGUUUUUUGUAUUUUGUUGACCACAGGAGAAAGAGGAAAUGAGAGAAAAGACUCUUGUUUUUUUUAAAAAUGUGUUUGUUUGUAUGUUUGUGUUUGUUUGUUUGUCUUGCAUUUUUUCACAAACACAAAAGGAGACAAACAGGUGGGUAACCAAGAGAGACAUACUGUAUCUGUAACUUAGAAGUGAACGUAGAGUGUAGACAGCACUCACCAUCAUAGCAAACUGUUGUCUGCUUACCCAGUCUGCUAGUCUGUGUCUACUGUAUGCUUUCAAGGAGUGCUGGACAUUUUGGAGUCCUGAUCUUGCUGAUGAUACCUGUAUUAUUACACUUAUUCAGUCCAGUUAACAGACACCAAAUACAUAUGCUUUUCAAACCAAAGUACAUAUGCAGAUAUCUGCUGCUUCAGUCAAACUUACUUUCUGUGAAUGACCCUGAAUUACUGUGCACAAAAUAAAUACAACAUGAAAAACAGUGUGAAACGUCAAGUAAUCUAUGAUGAAUUCUUACUGUUCUUACUGCUGUUUUCCUCUCUGGCUUCAGCAAAGGCAGACUACAGCCAGUGCAUCAACUGCUCACAAUGUAAUACAGGUAUUUUGAAUUUGAAA